AUGGGUACGGUGCAGCGCUCGGAGCUUUAAUUGAAGAAGUUAGCUAAUCUAUCUAAAGUUUAGUGGCCAUAUUAGAGACAUCCGACUUCUCUGGUGGGGAUGUCCCGUCACAAACUUACCGGAGACGCGGAGGCACGGCAGCCGCUGCUCACCGGUCAUUACCUGGACGAAAGCGAACUGGGCUCAGAUGAAGGUGAAGUCAUUUUUGACAGAACGACUGAGGCUGGUGUGCGCGUACCCCGGAAACUGACAUAUGAGGAAGCAGUGGAAGAAACAGGUUUUGGUUUGUUCCACUGGCUGCUGCUUGUGGUUUGUGGUUGGGCCAAUGCCAGUGAUGCUGUGGAGAUUCUCUGUGUUUCUUUUCUCCUGCCAACAGCACGCUGUGAUCUGCUACUGAGCUCCACAGACGGGGGCCUGCUGACAGCAAGCAUUUUCCUCGGAAUGAUGGUGGGUGGCUACAUGUGGGGAUACUUGGCUGACCAGAAGGGGCGCUGCAAGGUUUUGGUUGUGUCGCUGACAGUCAAUGGGCUGUUUGGAGGUCUGGCUAGCUUCGCUCCUUGGUUCUGGCUCUUCCUGCUGAUGCGGUUCAUCAGUGGGAUUGGGGUCGGCGGGUCGAUUCCGGUCAUCUUCUCCUACUUCUCAGAGUUUAUGCCCCGGGUGAGGAGAGGUGCGAUGAUCAGCGCUCUGGCCACAUUCUGGAUGGCAGGAAACAUCCUGGCUGCAGGUCUAGCCUGGCUGGUGAUCCCCAAAACCUGGGCACAUUUUUCUCUGGGAACACUGGACUUUCAGAGCUGGAGGCUGUUUGUGGUACUGUGCUCAGUUCCCAGCAUCACCUCAGCCAUCAUAUUCAAGCUAUUCAUGCCUGAAAGCCCGAAGUUCCUCAUGGAGGCUGACUGUGAGAAAGAAGCAAUCCAUGUCUUCAGACUGAUGUUUGAACUGAACAUGAAGGGAAAAGAAAAGGCUUUCCCUGAAUUUGGUUUGCACACAAGUUCCAGGCAAAGAAGGGAACAGCAGGAGACCAGAAUCUGGGGUUCAAGUAGUGAACGUCUUGCAAAUGCUUUGAAAAAGGGGUUGGUACCUAUUAAAAAGAUAUUUAAGAGCCCUCUCAGAUCCAGGAGUAUCACUCUAAUCAUCAUUUUCUACUCAAUCUCCUUUGGUUACUACGGGCUGUGGAUGUGGUUUCCUGAGCUGUUUGCGAGGGCUGAAGAUGGUGGCUCACCCUGUGCAAAUGUAUCCCGUCCAUCUGCACUUCACAAUGAAAGCUGUUACCCGGUCAAGACAGCAGUAUAUAUGGAGGGUUUCGUCAUUGCUGUGUCAAACCUGCCAGGUAAUAUCUUCACCAUUCUUGUGAUGGACAGCACUGGUGGAAAGGCACUGCUUUCCGGCAGCCUGUUGUUGUCCAGUCUGAGUGUCUUCCUCAUCUAUGUGGUUCAGACCAAAGCUCAGAGUCUGGUCCUCUCCUGCGUCUUCAGUGGGGUGUCUGUGAUCGCCUGGAAUGCGCUGGACGUUGUAGGAACUGAGCUCUACCCGACCCAGCUACGGUCCUCUGCUCUUGGUUUCUUCACAGGCGUGGGCCGAGUGGCAGCAAUCACAGGAAACUUAGUCUUUGGAAAGUUGGUGGAUGCAAACUGUGCCGUCCCUGUUCUGCUGGUGUCGGCCCUGCUGCUGGUCGGAGGACUGGUGGGUCUUCUGCUUCCACAAACCAGGCAGACAGAGCUCACCUGAACGCUCACAUUGUUUUACAUAGAUUCAGCUAACUUUGUCUUAACAUCCUCUUGGAGGGGUAGAUAUAAGUUCUGUCAUCUUUGUAUCUCUGGUUUUUGAAUCCGUGCCUUCUAUCGUCUCUCUGUGCCUUUAUGGUGCCUCUUUUAAAAAUUCCAUUGCUAAGAAAAAUUGUCAAAAGACAGUCAGCUCUCUGCCAAGAAAGAAGUGCCACUGUGUUAUAUUCUGUUAGCUUGUGAGGAUUAAAAUCCUUACUGUCAAGGCACCUUUAAAAAGUUUGCAUUUAAAUGACAAAAGUCUUAUCUUCUUAUUACGCUUUUCCUUAUUUUAAGUCUUAUACACACACAGGCCACUUUAUUAGGUACAAUCUGCUAGUCUCAGUUUUGUUGCUGCAGAUUUGUCAGCUGCACGUCCAAUGAUGUCAAUCUUCUGUUUCACCACAUCCUAAAUGACUCAGUCAUGUUUAAGAAACCAAGUUGAGAUGAUUUCAGCUUUAUGACAUGGUGUAUUAUCCUUCUGAGAGCAGCCAUCAGAAAACGGUCAAAAAAGGAUGGACAUAGGCAGCAACAAUAUAAAUGAUGUUCAGUUGGUACUAAGAAGCCAAGAAAAUAUCCCUCACACCAUUACACCAGCAGCAGCAGCAACCUGAACUGUUAAUACAAGGCACAAUGGAUCCAUGCUUUCAUGUUGUUUACACCUAAUUUCGACCCUACCAUCUGGAUGUUGCAGCAGAUGUUGAGAUUCAUCUUUUAGCCAAUUUUGAUGAGCCCAUGUUCUUGUAGCCUUGGCUUCCUGUUCUUAGCUAACAGUAGUGGCACAUCCUGUGCCCUUCUGCUGUAGCUAUUAUUAUUCAAGUAGCUCAGCAGAUUUUGAAAUACUCAGACCAGGCAGUCUGGCAUCAACAACCAUGCCACAUUCAAAGUCAAAAACACCUUUCUUUUUAGUUGAACUUCAGCAGGUCAUCUUGACCAUGUCUACAAGCCUAAAUACACUGAGUUCCUGCCAUGUGAUUGACUGACUAGAUACACCGCUCAGGCAUAGCAUUAUGACCACCUGCCUAAUGUUGUGUUGGUCCCCCUUUUACUGCCAAAAUAGCCCUGAUCCAUCAAGGCAUGGACUUCAUUAGACCCCUGAAGGUGCGCUGUGGUAUCUGUACCAAGAUGUUAGCAACAGAUCCUUUAAGUCCUGUAAGUUGUGAGGUGGGCCCCCAUGGAUCGGACUUGUUUGCCCAGCACAUUCACAGAUGCUUGAUUGGAUUGAGAUCUGAGGAAUUUGGAGGCCAAGCCAGCACCUCAAACUCAUUGUUGUGCUCCUCAAACCAUUCCUGAACCGUUUUUGCUUUGUGGCAGGGUGCAUUAUCCUGCUAAAAGAGGCCACAGCCAUCAGGGAAUACUGUUUUCAGGUAAGGGUGUACAUCAGGGAUCUUCAAAUCCAGGCCUCUAGUGUCCUGCAACUUUUAGAUGUGUCUCUACUUCAACACACCUGAGACAAAUAUAGAAGUCAUUAGCAGGACUCUGGA
Molecule: messenger RNA, 3241 nt
Organism: Archocentrus centrarchus (flier cichlid)
Lineage: Eukaryota; Metazoa; Chordata; Actinopteri; Cichliformes; Cichlidae
Gene: sv2
Product: synaptic vesicle glycoprotein 2
Exons: 13
Coding region: 100-1725 (541 amino acids)
Biological process (GO): transmembrane transport
Cellular component (GO): membrane
Molecular function (GO): transmembrane transporter activity
Source: RefSeq, a predicted model, not a curated record